Messenger RNA from Odontomachus brunneus, 2098 nucleotides. RefSeq names its product lysoplasmalogenase-like protein TMEM86A. The record is from RefSeq and is a predicted model, not a curated record. The coding region runs from base 141 to 851 and encodes 236 amino acids. Gene Ontology annotation, cellular component: membrane. Lineage: Eukaryota; Metazoa; Arthropoda; Insecta; Hymenoptera; Formicidae. The transcript is spliced from 6 exons.
GAUCGGAAAAUGUAUAAAUAAGCGGGCUCGCUUGCAAGCGAUAGCAUUCAGUCUGUUACGGUCGAUCAGUCGGUUGGUUGGUUCGUUGUUAUAGGGUACUGCUACUGUUGGUUUUGUUUGCCGGUGUGGUACGACUAAAAAUGUCAUCGCCUACACAAGUGAUAAAAUGUAUUGGACCAAAAUUGGUGCCGUUUUUUAAAAGUGUGUCCGUAUAUUUUGUAUUACUUGCUGAACAGCCAUCCGUGUUGACGGCUUGUUUAAAAUGUUUACCAAUAAUAAGCCUUAUUUUUUUCGUCUUAUUACAUGGUAUCAGUUUGUCUAAAGAAUACACUUUUUCCAGACGCAUAUUAACGGGAUUAGUAUUUAGUUGCAUAGGUGAUGCAUUUUUAGUAUGGCCUAAUGGUUUCACCGCGGGGAUGUGCAUGUUUGCCAUAGCGCAAAUCAUGUAUAUAAUCGCAUUUGAAUUCAAACCUCUCAAUUUAAAACUGGGCGCGGUACUGUACAUGCUUAGUUCUGUUGUCACAUAUACUUUAUUGCCCGGACUGAGCGGUGUUUUAGCGAUAGGAGUACCAAUUUAUACAGUAUUAAUUACUACUAUGGCAUGGAGGGCGAUAUCACGAGUACAAUUCUUCGGGGAAUUAUGGACAUGGACUAAAUUAUGCAGUUGUAUCGGAAGUAUUUGCUUCGUUAUAUCUGAUACUUUGCUCGGGUUUCACCACUUCCACACUCCAUUACCAUACGCGCAAGUGUCUAUUAUGCUGACGUAUUACGCAGCGCAAUUAGGCAUUGCAUUGAGCGCGGUGGACUCGAAAAACAAUAGUAAUAACAGAGUACCUGCCAGUAAAGGCUGAAAUGUCUACGCUUAGUUGUUAUUUAUCUAUCGACGAAAAUGCAUUUGCAUAGAUACAAAGUGGAUUCGAAAGGGGACCUAUCCGCUUUAAACUUGUGCAUAAUUUUCCGUGGGAAAUCGUUGUGAUAAUAUAUCUUAGGCAUGUUGAAUACUUCGUAGCCAUAAUAUCGAUUAAAGAAGCUCAAAAGGAUUUAGAGCAGUAAGAUGUACCUUUGACUGUAGAGAGACUUAUAUAUACAUAUAUUUUGUUGUAUCAUUAAUAUGGUACAAACUAUACUAUACUAUACUAUGUAGUAUAUCGAUUAUAGAGACUUCAUACUAACUAUAUUUGUGAUUUUCUAUUUUUUGUUUGUCUUUUUAGAAAGAUUUAAAAACGACGUGCAGAUAAACAUAAUAAAAGAAUAUUUUAAUAGGAAAGACCAAUUAGUUGCUUCACAAGAGAUAGAGGGAAGUUUACACGAAGUGAACACUUAAUAUCAAGAUAAAAAGAUGUCAAGAAUAAAUUGUAAUAGUUAAUUUUUAUUUGACUCUUAGCGAAAAUUUUUUGACACGUAAUGUUGUCUUUAUUAAAGUAGGGGAACUGUAGUAAUGUGUUAGAACUAUUUUAUAAUCAAAAUUUCUUUAAAUGUAAAGAGAACAGAUAUACUAAAUUGUUAGUGUUAAAUAUUUGUUACACGUAUAUAGUGUUGCAUUUAAGAUUAUAAAAAGUUAUUUCUUGUUUACAUACUCAAGCCAAAAUGCAAUAGCCUAUUUGCGAUAUACGUUGCGAAUAACGUAAAUAUUAUAUGUAAUAUGUAUACUGUUGUAAAGGAAAAUAUUCUUGUACGCGUAUAUUACAUAAGUAAUCUAUUCAUCAUCGUCAAUGUUAUUACACACUCUAAAAUUAUCAUUUUAGAAAUGAUCUGUUAUACUAUAGCUACAGAUUAUACUAUAGAUAAAUUCUUUAUAUUGAUGUGUGUUGUAUGUUACUGUGGCUGCGUUCGCUUUGGGCGCUUAUGCGCUGUAAGCGUCAUUCUGUCUUCUUCCUGCAUGUAAUGAGUAAUAAAGAUAGAAUGACGCUUACAGCGCGUAAGCGCCCAAAGCGAACGCAGUCUGUAUAUCAUCAUGUUAUGUGAUACGGCUUGUAUCUUUAUUCUAACAUGAAUUGUUAACACUGCCGUUUUCUUUGGCAAACAAAAAUUGGACAACUACAUAUAUAUACACAUAUAUAUGAUGCCAUAGCUGAAAUAUGGUUUACAAAAGAUUCAA